CUCCCAAUUACGCUGUGUCAAUCUGUUGGCAGCCAAGCUGAAGUAUUCUAGAGGGAAUGCCGUCUACUGUUUGUAAAACUAAUAGACGUGAUUGUUGAAACUAUUUAUUGAAAAUGCUUGAGAAUAUGUUACAUGUGUAUUGCUUAAUUUUUUGAAGUUUUCAACGCUGUUGCAGGCAUGUGUUUGGCCAGCUAUGUGGGGCGGGUUGAGCGGGAACCAGGAAGUGCGGGGAUCUCGUGCGCGCGCGCGCGCUCGCGCGCUGUUCUGUCGUUGCUGGAUAGUCGAAAAAGAAAGUUGACCGGAAGCAGCCGGCAACCGUGUUUCUUUCUCUGACGAAGUCAGGCCGCCCCUCACCACGGUUUGGGGCUGAAAAUACUGACAGUUAACACCGCCACGACAGUGAAGAAGUGCCGAAGUAAACGGUUUGUUUUGCAACAGCAUCGUUUUCAUUGGCGCCAAUUUAAUUCGGUAUGGAGUCGGCGUUCCAACACCCUGACGGAGAACACUGGAGUUGCCAUGUAACUCAGGCGCCGCACAAGCAAUGCUACAAGAUGAAAAGCCGCUUGUCGCUUAACAGCUCGUGGGAUCCCUCUGCAUCCAUCUCAACAUGAGCUCCAAAUGGGAGCGUCAUCUGAUGCCAUAGGUUCUCCAGUGGACAGUUUCACCUAUUGCACGCACAAGACGGCAUUUUCUGGCGCUUCAACCUUUUGCGUCCAUCAGCAGUCUGUCGGCCCCCGGGGAAGGACUCAUGUAAUCGUGUUGGCAGACCAUCAACAACAUGGCGUCGGCGUUCUUCACAGUUCCAGUGAGUACCAUUGGGGCCAUCAUCCGGAAGUGGAAAGAACACGGCAUUACCAUAAACCAGCCACGGCCAGGUGCUCCUCGCAAGAUUUCAGACAGAGGAGUCAAAACAAUCAUCAGAAGGGUUCUCCAACAGCCCAGGACCACUCGUGGAGAGCUUCAGAAAGACCUGGAAUCAGCAGGCUGCUGAAGAUGAAAAGAGGGUGGAUCUUUCAGCAAGAUAACGAUCCCAAGCACACAGCCAAGGUAACACUCAACUGGUUGAAGAAAAAGAAAAUAAAGCUGCUAGAAUGGCCCAGUCAAUCACCAGACUUGAAUCCAAUUGAAAAUCUUUGGAAAGAACUGAAGAUCCGGGUUCACAGAAGAGACCCCCGGAACCUUGAAGAUUUGAAGGCAGUUUGUGUGGAUGAAUGGGCCAAAAUCACACCUGAGCAAUGUAUUCGACUGGUUUCUCCAUACAGGAGGCGUCUUGAGGCUGUAAUCACCAACAAAGGUUUUUGCACUAAGUAUUAAAUAAAUUUGUACUCUUUGUAAAAGCUUAAGGCUAAACCAACUGUAACACUUGUCUAUACAGUGUGGAGUAUGGUGGAGCAUCUGUUGACAACAAUGGAAGUAUUAUUUUGCAAUAAUCUAGUCAUGUUAGUACUUACAAAUAAUGUCACACUUUGUAUAAGGAAAGUUUUCCAGUAUUUCCGGGUUACAAUCACUCCACUUGUUGUGUACUUUUUUGGACCUUUAAAUCCAUUUGUUUCUAUCUUUAUUUUCUCUAAAAUAGUAUUUAUAGUAUUUUAAAUGCAUGCAAGUGACAACUAUAUGGCGGAAUUUCCCAAGAAGAUUAGCAGUGCUUAAAAAAAACACCGCUAGAUGGCGAAAAUUCCCAAGUAUAGUUGCAGUAAUUUUAAGUGCCCACCAAAUGGAGGAAUUUCACAGUUUCCGUUGCAGUAAUUUUAAGUGGCCACCAGAUGGCGGAAUUUCACAGUUUAAGUUGCAGUAAAUUUAAGUGGCCACCAGAUGGCGGAAUUUCACAGUUUAAGUUGCAGUAAAUUUAAGUGACCACCAGAUGGCGGAAUUUCACAGUUUAAGUUGCAGUAAUUUUAAGUGACCACCAGAUGGGGGAAUUUCACAGUUUAAGUUGCACUACUUUUAGGUGACCACUAGAUGGGGAAAUUUCACAGUUUAAGUUGCACUACUUUUAGGUGACCACUAGAUGGCGGAAUUUCCCAAGGUAAGUUGCAGUAAUUUUAAGUGACCACUAGAUGGCGGAAUUUCCCAAGGUAAGUUGCAGUAAUUUUAAGUGACCACUAGAUAGUGGCAUAGGGCUGGGGUUGGG
Molecule: messenger RNA, 2131 nt
Organism: Doryrhamphus excisus (bluestripe pipefish)
Lineage: Eukaryota; Metazoa; Chordata; Actinopteri; Syngnathiformes; Syngnathidae
Source: RefSeq, a predicted model, not a curated record